GCGGGAGUUCAUUUAUGCUCCGUCCAGCCCCUCUGCAAUCCGUCUUCCCAAGAGGAUCGUCCUAGUCCGUCCCCGUCCCAUCAUAAUCAAACUGACUCGAGCGCACCGCACAGAGAAUUCCGUCUGGUGUCAACGGCGGCCUAGCGACUCCGGAAAUCCUGGCCUAACCCAUUCUCUACUAGUUCGGUGGUUCUCUCUGGGAAAUAAUCCCGCAUGGCGCAUGCAGCUCCCCUAGCCACCCCGGUCGAUAAUUUCUCGCCGGAAUCCAAUCCUACCCUGCUAUUUAUAUUCUCCUCGUCGGUAACGAGACUUACAGAUGCACCGUCCGGACGCAUUUACGUAGGAUGUGCUCCGUAUGCACAUGGCAGUAAAUUAACGUCCCUCUCACCGCGGCUGUGCGUCGGCACCUCUCGCCCUUGCAUGCAUGCAUCCUGCCUUCCCCUGCCCUGCACUCAUAUCGACAUGGAUCGAACCAAUCUGAUGGUCGAAAAGAAACCUUUUUUUUCUCCCAUCUCCCCACCCGGUUGGUUUGGGCAACCAAUUCGCCUCCAGAGUAGCGAUGGGUCAGGGGCGUUCCACUACUUUGGGCCGCUCGGAAACUUCGAGGCCCAACCCGUUGAUUUUUUUUUUUUUUUUUUUGGUUCUUCAUUUUCCCCUCUCCUCUAACUUUUUACUAUUAUUCUUCAUGUAUUGGCCUGUUCUCUUGCUGUGGUUUUGAUGAUAGGAUCCUUACAGGGCGAGGGAUAUCCAUGAUCGCUCCGGAGAAUGCUAAGAUAGAUCGGUUCGGACGUAACCAGAUACCACGAUGGAGCAUACAAUCUUCUAGAAUUAUGAAAACUGGACAUAGUCGUCUUCUAGUC
Molecule: messenger RNA, 860 nt
Organism: Aspergillus steynii IBT 23096
Lineage: Eukaryota; Fungi; Ascomycota; Eurotiomycetes; Eurotiales; Aspergillaceae
Exons: 1
Coding region: 214-666 (150 amino acids)
Source: RefSeq, a predicted model, not a curated record